This is a messenger RNA of Echinostoma caproni, 360 nucleotides long. Lineage: Eukaryota; Metazoa; Platyhelminthes; Trematoda; Plagiorchiida; Echinostomatidae. The record is from the annotation of a GenBank genome assembly.
AUGACCCAGGCAAAACCCGGGAUCACAGAAAUCCGUCGUGCCGAUGGGUCCCCUACGGAUGGCAACAAGGCUGCAGCUAACACCAUGGCUGAGUACUACCUCACGACUGCUCAACCGCCUCACGAAGGUUGGCGUGGUCCCAGACGAAUGGAAGACAUGCGUGCUCUCUCCUAUAUUGAAGUCGGGGGGCUGAACCUUACCAAACAACUACCGUCCGGUAGCCUUGCUCUCGGUGGUCUCAAAGAUAAAGGAGGGACUCAUUCACGACAAAAUCCACGAGUUAGUCGAGCAGGAUUGCUGAUUGCACGAUUCCCAGCACGGGUUCCGUGGAAAGCGAUCCUGUCAAACCAAUCUCGUUAA